UUACGGAACAUUUAGAUCCUCUCUUUAAAAGUAGUAUUCAUCUACUUUAACUAAUAUUUUAGUUUAUUCUUUCCAGAAUCUGUAUAAAAAAACUCAAUUAAAUUCCACAGUCAAAACCUCUCUCAAUUUCACAACCAAACCUACAACUGUUUACCAUUUUUGUUCUCUCUCUCUCUCGAAAUCUUCCAACUUAUAAUCGCUUUUCUUCAAUUAAUUGAUUAUUCUGAAUCUACUAUGUUCAAUUUUCAUGUCAAUUUUCAACAGCGAUGAAGAAGGAAAGAUCACCGCACCACCACCAACAGUGAAGAAAAUUGCAGAAAACUUGGGCUGAAUUGUGUUGUUUCGGUUGCUCCUCCAUACAGCUGUUUUGGGCAAGAGUGGUUAUGCGUAAAUGGCUUAACAUUGGUACCAACGAAUCUGAUUAUAGUGCUGAUCCUGAAGAUGAAGAUGAUGUUGAUAAUGACGACGAUGAUGAUUCAGAAAAUGAAGAGUGGGGAAGAAAGUCACGGUUUAUGGACAGAAGAGGUGGUGAAGCUCCAUCUGAAUCAAAUGAACUUGUUCCGAGUUUAAGGAAACAGAAGUCGUCAACUUAUAGAUCUCAGUAUAUAAACACAAAGGAACUGAGGGUGUGUGCGGCGACAUGGAAUGUUGGUGGAAAACUUCCACCUGAUGACCUAGAUAUUGAUGAAUGGCUUAAUGUCAAUGAGCCAGCUGACAUCUAUGUCCUCGGUCUUCAAGAGAUCGUACCUCUAAAUCCUGGUAAUAUUUUUGGUGCUGAAGAUACUCGUCCUGUUCCAAAAUGGGAGAAUAUUAUUCGGGAAGCACUUAAUAGAGCCCGACCUUCAGUAACGAAGACAAAAUGCUUUAGCGACCCUCCAUCUCCGUCAAAAUUUAAGCCAUCAGAUGAUGGCCCUGAUAUCGAAGAAGAAAUAUUAUUCGAAAGUGAUAGUGACAUUGGUGAGGAAAUCCAUCCUUUGGAUGAAGAACAAAAUAUUUGUGAUAGAAGUACUACAGAUGAAAUCACGAACACAAGUUUAUCGGCUUCCAAUGUUGCUGAUAAUGCCAACUCCAGUGAGCCGAUUGACAAUGAUUACAAAAGACAGUUUUCAUUUCCAAAGAGGUUCAAUUGGCCACAAAGUCCAACGGAAAAAAUGGAUGCAUCAUUUUCACAAAAGGCCAAUAAACUAACCAGAAUGCUUAGUGGAUCUGAAAGAAUCGGUUUGAGCUGGCCAGAGCCUCCACUACAUCUGCUAUCACAAAGAGUUUUGGAGAGACCAACUUCUUUUAAAUCAUUCAAAUCCUUUAGGUCAUUAAAAUCAUUCAAAACAUAUAAUUCUUUUAAGUCAUAUAUGGAUGAAAUGCCAGGAAUGGGUUUGCUUCCUGAACUCGACCUUGAAGCUUUAAUGAAGCGGAAAAGAAGAUCUUCAUAUGUAAGGAUUGUGAGCAAGCAGAUGGUCGGAGUUUUUGUCACUGUAUGGGUUCGUCGGAGCUUACGUAAACAUAUUCAUAAUUUAAAGGUUUCAACUGUAGGCGUUGGCAUUAUGGGCUAUAUUGGUAACAAAGGAUCAAUAUCUGUCAGCAUGUCCAUAUAUCAAACACUUUUUUGUUUUAUAUGCUCGCAUCUUACGUCCGGUGAAAGGGACGGAGACGAGCUUAAACGAAAUGCUGAUGUUCAUGAAAUUCUUCGCAGAACACAAUUUCAUUCACCUUCUUAUAUUGGACUUCCUAAAGGCAUCCUUGAUCACGAAAGAAUAAUUUGGUUGGGUGAUUUAAAUUACCGUAUCAACUUACCAGAUGUGGAAACAAAAGCUCUUAUCUCAAAAAAGCAGUGGUCAAAGUUGGCCGAGAAAGAUCAGCUCAUGCGUGAACUCAAGAACGGCGCAUUUGGAGGAUGGUCAGAAGGGAUGUUAAACUUCCCACCAACUUAUAAAUAUGAGGUUAAUUCAGACAAGUACUACGGAGAAGACCCCAAGGCUCCAAAGCGUACACCAGCAUGGUGUGAUCGUAUACUUUCAUAUGGCAAGGGGAUGAGGGUACUGAGUUACAGAAGAACUGAGCUCAAAAUGUCAGAUCACAGACCCGUGACAGCAACAUAUACCGUCGAGGUUGAGGCGUUCUCUCCUAAGAAGCUACAGCGAGCCCUAACUUUCACUAACGCAGAGAUUGAAAAUGAAGAAGCCAUUAAAAAAUUAAUUAGUUGGAAAUAGCUGCUUAAUUUGAACAGGGAUUUUUUACAGAGAUUAAGUAUGUCCAGAAUUUCAAUUUCAAGGAGCAACAGCGAUAGCUGCUGCAACUUCUAACACACAGUUUGCCACCGCUAGAUAUUAGAUUCAUUCUUUUUUUUUCUACUUCUUCAAUAUUUAAAGAGGAAAUAGUUUUGUUUUUUCUUUCAUAAUCUUUCCAAUAGGAUUUAGAUUUAGAUGUUUGAAUGGAUGUGUCCUAUAUGUGUACUUGUGUAAUUGUGUAAUUGAAGUGUGUAUCAUAUGUAAGAUCUUUAAAUGAGAGCUCUACAUGUUUAUAGAAAUAAAGGCUUGUUUUUUUGUCCCGUAA
Molecule: messenger RNA, 2550 nt
Organism: Cicer arietinum (chickpea)
Lineage: Eukaryota; Viridiplantae; Streptophyta; Magnoliopsida; Fabales; Fabaceae
Product: type IV inositol polyphosphate 5-phosphatase 3-like
Biological process (GO): phosphatidylinositol dephosphorylation
Molecular function (GO): phosphatidylinositol-3,4,5-trisphosphate 5-phosphatase activity; inositol-polyphosphate 5-phosphatase activity; phosphatidylinositol-4,5-bisphosphate 5-phosphatase activity
Source: RefSeq, a predicted model, not a curated record